Hippoglossus stenolepis (Pacific halibut) is the source of this 3098-nucleotide messenger RNA. It is a transcript of the gene prkra, whose product is annotated as protein kinase, interferon-inducible double stranded RNA dependent activator. Gene Ontology annotation, molecular function: protein binding; cysteine-type endopeptidase activity. Bases 947 to 2575 code for a protein of 542 amino acids. The transcript is spliced from 9 exons. Gene Ontology annotation, biological process: negative regulation of extrinsic apoptotic signaling pathway via death domain receptors; proteolysis. The record is from RefSeq and is a predicted model, not a curated record. NCBI's taxonomy places the organism in Eukaryota, Metazoa, Chordata, Actinopteri, Pleuronectiformes, Pleuronectidae.
AAAACACCGAUACAAAUCCUGCAUGAAUAUGGCACCAAAACGGGAAGUCUUCCUGUGUAUGUGAUGGAGAAGGCCGAGGGAGAGGCUCACCAGCCCAGCUUCGUCUCCAGCGUGACGAUCGGAGACGUGAGCAGCACAGCUCACUCUUAAAUAUGUCCUCGAGUUUUUUUUUUUGUUAACAAAGGUGCCUCACUUCAGACGUAGAGCAGUGCAGAUCCCAACAAGAGUUUGACAUUUUCAAAGCUCUCAGUGUUGAGUUGCUAAGAAACAAUCCAGUCUUAUGAUUGACACCUUUAAACACCUACAAGUUCAAUUAUUUUCAUUCAAAUUUCAAUCUUUGUUUUAUUGUUUCUUGGGUGUUAUAUCAAAACUAAAUUGAGUAAAGUGUCCUUGUGGGCUUCCAGAGUUUAAAACAGGGGAUUUAUUUAUUUAUUUAUCCGGAUUCACACUGCAGUAUUUUGGAUCAAUAGAUCACAGAGUUAAGUCACUACUGUUCUCUGAAGGUGACAAAUGCACAGACUCGUGUUUCUAUAUAUCGGUUAAAGUCAGGGUGUUUCUCAUUUGUAUGCAAGUGGAAGAAGGCUGUCAUAUUGAUUUAUGUGGGAGUGAAAGUCAGAUAAUAUUCUUCUGGGGUGUUGAUUACCAACUACAAUAAGUUCUAUAACAUAGGACAAGGUGGUAAAUAUAAGUUAUAAGAUUGAAGGUCUUCCCUACUAGUUUGAUGAUAGGUUGCCAAUGACCAGCAGAUGUCUGGGACCACCAGCAGAUGUUAGGGAGCACCAGCAGAUGUUAGGGAGCAGCAGCAGAUGUUAGGGACCACCAGCAGAUGUCAGGGACCACCAGCAGAUGUCAGGGACCACCAGCAGAUGUCAGGGACCACCAGCAGAUGUCAAGGAUAACCAGCAGAUGUCAGGGAUCACCAGAGGAUAUCAGGGAUCAAUAGAUAAUGUCGGGGACCACCAGCAGAUGUUACUGGUCCGCAUCAGAUGUUUGGGCCUUCCCUACUAGUUUGAUGAUAGGUUGCCAACGACCAGCAGAUGUUAGUGACCACCAGCAGAUGUUAGGGACCACCAGGCAUUAUGUUAUACCAGAAAAAAACAGACAUCUGAGUGAGUUUACCUUGUUUUUAGUGCAGGGAAUGGAGUUCCAGCAGCUGCUGUUGGAAGUGGGGAAGGCCCUGAGUACGGACAAUGUAAAAGCUCUAGCAUUUCUUUGCACCAACAUCCUGAACCGAAACACGGAAUCUGUGAAGUCAGCCAAUGACCUCUUCUCUCGUCUGGUGGAACAAGACCAUCUCUCGCAAGAGCGACCAUACCUGCUGACUGAGCUUCUGCGCACCAUACAACGCAUCGACCUAGUCAGAAAAUUCCAUCUCAACGACGGAGAACCUACAAGCCUCAUCUCUCCCUACAGGAAGCUCCUCUACAACCUGUCCGAGGAGUUGACUACUGACGACUCGAGUAAUGUGAAGUUCUUGUUGAACGAUGAGCUCCCAAAAAGAAUACUGGAUGAAAAAACUUCUUUGCUGGAAGUCUUCCUGAGGAUGGAGCAGAUGAACCUCCUGGGUGACAAUAACUUAAACAAACUGGAGAAUAUCAUUCACCCAGUCUGUCCCAGGCUGAAAGUACAGAUCACCCAGUUCAAGGCACAGCAGGAAUCCUCUUUUACGACUUUACCUUUAAGCACUGAAGCAAGCAACAGUGCCUGCUCACUAAGUUAUUUGUGCAGUGAUACUGUAGACGUUUCGGGUUCUCAAGAAAACAGGACCUUCUCUGAAAAUCAGACAUCUACAAACAGUAAGGCUUUGAGAAGAUAUUCCAUGACUCAAGCAAAGAGAGGUAUCUGCUUGAUUAUCAACAACUGCAAUUUCUCUCGGCCCAGCCUCAAACAUCGUGAGGGCACCAAGGUUGAUGAACAGUGUCUGAGCCAUGUGUUUAAGUGGCUGGGCUUUGACGUUGAGGUACAUCUAGACUGCACGAGUGAGAAGAUGCUGUCUGUGUUGCGGGAGCUCGGUGGGAGAGACCACAGGCAGAUGGACUGCGUGGCGUGCUGUGUUCUCAGCCACGGCCUGGAGGGAAGAGUUUACGGUGUAGACACUCAAACUGUCGACAUCAAAGAUCUGAAGGAGCCUUUGAAUGCACUUAACUGCCCGACUUUAGCAGAAAAACCCAAACUGUUCUUCGUCCAGGCUUGCCAGGGCCAAAAGGAGCAGGAUGCUGUGUACAUCGAGGCCGAUGGCCCCGAACCAAGUCUUGUUUGUAAUGAUGCUCUUAAAGAUUCCAUCCCAACAGAGGCUGAUUUCCUGAUGUCGAUGGCCACCGUUCCUUCCUUUGUCUCUUUCAGAGAUAAGAAGAAGGGCACCUGGUUUAUUCAGUCAUUGUGCAAAAACCUCGUCGAGUUGGUGCCAGGGGGCUUGGACCUCUUGUCCAUCCUGACCAAAGUGAAUGAUGAUGUGAGCCUCAAGACCAAAACCGAAGGUGAAAAAAAGCAAAUGCCUCAGCAAGCCUCCACGCUCAGGAAGAAUGUGGUCUUCCCGGUGCCUAAGACCCCUUCCCCCCGCCUGCCUUCUGUUUGAUUGACAUUAAAACGAUCCCCCAAGGACGAAGGGAAGCUUCAUCCAAAUGUGUUCAUACUUUCUUAUAACUCCUGGGCCAUCUACUAUUCAACGAUGUAGUUGGACACUUGAAAGUCAACCUGUAGUUGAGAUGAUUUUUUUUUUUUUUCAAUGACACAGUCUUACUGGUUUGUUUACACACAAGUACCAGCCCCGCUCCUCUAGUUGUAGCAUUUUCAAAGCUAAGUAUUUGUACUGUCUGCUGUAGCGAAUCUAUGAAUCAUCUCGCUCUCAGCCUUUAUUUUAUUUCAUUAUCAUUUUAUUUUACAUGCACUUUUAAAUUACACUGACACUGUGGACCAAUUGUUCCUGGGGCAACUACCAAAGUUUUAUUCUUCAAAUAUUUUUUGUCAACCAUUGUCAUUUAAAAUAUGCAAAUAUUUGCUUAAGCAGAAUACACACAAUGCUAUUGUGAAAAUAUUUUGUCAAUUGAACAUCCAUUCAUUCUGUGUGUUUGUAUUAAACUGGGACUCUUCAAACUCUA